Closterium sp. Naga37s-1 is the source of this 181-nucleotide messenger RNA. The record is from the annotation of a GenBank genome assembly. Lineage: Eukaryota; Viridiplantae; Streptophyta; Zygnematophyceae; Desmidiales; Closteriaceae.
AUGGGAGCAGGAAGGUGUAGAGGAGGGAAGGUGGACGUAAUCGACUACUCAAUAACACUUUUCUCCCUUCCCCCCCUCCUCCCCCUCCCCUUUCUUCCCCCCAUCUUCUCGACCCCUCUUCUCACCCCUCGUCUCACUCCUUUACUCCCCACUUCCGAGCCAGGGUACAGUGGGAGGUUUU